Molecule: messenger RNA, 2667 nt
Organism: Tauraco erythrolophus (red-crested turaco)
Lineage: Eukaryota; Metazoa; Chordata; Aves; Musophagiformes; Musophagidae
Source: RefSeq, a predicted model, not a curated record
GCGUUUGCAAUGACUAACCAAAUUCUGGUGGAAAAGUCCGUCGUUGGCUGGAAGGAGAUAGAGUAUGAAGUUGUGAGAGAUGCUGCUGAUAACUGUAUUGCUGUCUGCAAUAUGGAAAACGUUGAUGCUAUGGGAGUCCAUACAGGGGAUUCUGUGGUAGUGGCUCCAAGCCAGACACUCACUAAUGAGGAAUUUCAGAUGCUGAGGGAUCGUGCCAUCAAAGUUGUCCGGCAUUUGGGCAUCGUGGGAGAGUGUAAUAUCCAGUUUGCUUUGCAUCCAACUUCCCUGGAGUACUACAUCAUUGAAGUUAAUGCCAGACUCUCGAGAAGUUCAGCUUUGGCCUCCAAGGCGACAGGGUAUCCAUUAGCAUUUAUUGCUGCCAAAAUUGCCUUGGGGAUCCCCUUGCCAGAAAUCAAGAACGUGGUGACAGGAAAAACCUCUGCCUGCUUUGAGCCCAGCCUGGAUUAUGUUGUCACCAAGAUACCCCGCUGGGAUUUAGACCGUUUUCAGCAUAUGUCCAACCGGAUUGGAAGCUCCAUGAAGAGUGUGGGAGAGGUCAUGGCUAUCGGACGCACUUUUGAAGAGAGCUUCCAAAAGGCCCUGAGAAUGUGCCACCCAUCUGUAGAUGGCUUCACUUCACAUCUACCCAUGAACAAAGCCUGGCCAGCCACCGCAGAUCUGCAGAAGGAGCUCUCUGAGCCAUCCAGCACUCGGAUAUAUGCAAUAGCCAAGGCCUUGGAUAAUGAAGUCCCUGUGGAUGUAAUUCACAAACUCACAGCCAUUGACAAGUGGUUCCUGUAUAAGAUGCGCAGCAUUGUGAACAUGGAGAAGAUCCUGAAGGAAGUGAACAGUGAAAGCGUUCCAGAAGAGACACUGAGGAGAGCCAAACAGAUCGGGUUCUCAGACAAGCAGAUUGGGAAAUGCCUGAGGCUGACCGAAGUCCGGUGCCGCCAGCUGAGACUGAGGAAGAACAUAGUGCCCUGGGUGAAACAGAUCGACACACUGGCAGCAGAAUACCCAGCGGUAACUAAUUACCUCUACGUCACCUACAACGGGCAGGAACACGAUGUAAAAUUUGAUGACUGUGGAGUGAUGGUGUUGGGCUGUGGACCAUAUCAUAUAGGCAGCAGCGUGGAGUUUGAUUGGUGUGCUGUCUCCAGUAUCCGCACGCUGCGUCAGCUUGGCAACAAGACCGUCGUCGUGAAUUGCAACCCGGAGACAGUGAGCACAGAUUUUGAUGAGUGUGACAGACUGUACUUUGAGGAGCUGUCAUUGGAAAGGAUCCUGGACAUCUACCAAUAUGAGGGAUGCAGCGGUUGCAUUAUUUCUGUGGGCGGGCAGAUUCCCAACAACUUGGCAGUGCCGCUGCACCAGAGCGGAGUGAAGAUCCUUGGCACGAAUCCUUUGCAGAUUGACCGGGCAGAAGAUCGCUCCGUAUUCUCAGCGGUUCUGGAUGAGCUGCGCGUGGCCCAGGCUCCCUGGAAGGCGGUCAGCACACUGAGAGAUGCAGUUGAAUUUGCAAGCUUUGUGGGUUACCCAUGUUUGCUGAGGCCUUCCUAUGUUCUGAGUGGGUCUGCGAUGAAUGUAGUAUUCACUGAAGAGGAAAUGAAGACUUUCUUAGCAGAAGCCACCAGAGUUUCUCAGGAUCACCCUGUGGUACUCACUAAAUUUAUUGAAGAUGCCCGUGAGGUGGAAAUGGAUGCUGUAGCCAAGGCAGGAAGAGUUAUCUCACAUGCCAUUUCAGAGCAUGUGGAGGACGCAGGCGUUCACUCUGGAGAUGCCACCCUCAUGUUACCCACCCAGACUAUUAGCCAGGGAGCCUUGGAGAAGGUAAAAGCUGCUACAAAAAAGAUUGCAAAUGCCUUUGCCAUCUCUGGUCCAUUCAACAUUCAGUUUUUGGUGCGAGGCAACGAUGUACUGGUGAUAGAGUGCAACUUGCGGGCUUCACGCUCCUUCCCUUUUGUAUCGAAGACUCUGGGUGUGGACUUCAUCGAUGUGGCCACGAAAGUGAUGGUUGGAAAAGAGGUUAAUGAGUCAUCUCUCCCCACACUUGAGCAUCCCAUUAUUCCGUCCAAAUACGUUGGGAUUAAGGCCCCAAUGUUUUCCUGGUCCCGGCUGAGAGAUGCUGACCCUGUUCUCCGAUGUGAAAUGGCCUCUACUGGGGAGGUCGCGUGCUUCGGGGAGGAUGUGUACACUGCCUUCCAGAAGGCUAUGCUUGCCACAGGGUUUACGUUUCCAAAGGAAGGAAUUUUGAUUGGAAUCCAGAAGUCUUUCCGCCCCAGAUUCCUCAGCGUAGCGGAACUACUGCAUAAGGAGGGUUUCAAGCUUUAUGCCACAGAAGCAACCUCAGACUGGCUCAAUGCUAAUGGUAUCCCAGCAAAUCCUGUGGCAUGGCCAUCGCAGGAAAGCCAGAGUCCAAACCUCCCUCUGGUCAGGAGGCUGGUAAGGGAUGGGAAGAUAGAUCUGGUGAUUAACCUGCCUAACAGCAACACCAAGUUUGUCCAUGAUAAUUACGUGAUCCGGAGGAUGGCUAUUGACAGCGGGAUUGCUCUGCUCACUAAUUUCCAGGUGACAAAGCUUUUUGCUGAAGCUGUCAAAUACUCCGGGAAAUUGGACUCCAGGAGUCUCUUCCACUACAGACAGUUUGACAAUGGAAACACUGCAUAG